Molecule: messenger RNA, 1467 nt
Organism: Monosiga brevicollis MX1
Lineage: Eukaryota; Choanoflagellata; Craspedida; Salpingoecidae
Exons: 12
Coding region: 1-1467 (488 amino acids)
Biological process (GO): pyruvate biosynthetic process; D-serine biosynthetic process; L-serine metabolic process
Molecular function (GO): serine racemase activity; magnesium ion binding; ATP binding
Source: RefSeq, a predicted model, not a curated record
AUGGCGGCGAUGUGCGCGCCGACGUUUGAGGAUGUCCAGGCGGCUCAGACACGGAUUGCCGGGAAAGCACACGUGACGCCCGUAUUGACCUCGCAACAGAUGGACCGCAGAGCUGGUUUACAGUUGCACUUCAAGUGCGAGACCUUUCAAAAAGGGGGCUCCUUCAAGAUCCGCGGCGCCCUCAACGCCAUCUCAAAGCUGCCAGAUGAUGUGCGCGACGUGGUAACGCACAGCAGUGGCAACCAUGCACAGGCCGUGGCUUUGGCCUGCCAACUCACCGGACGAAAUGCGCACAUCGUCAUGCCGGACAAUGCCCCCGCGGUCAAGCGCGCGGCCGUCGUGGACUAUGGCGCUCGCGUUAUUACGUGCGAGUCCACACAGCCCGCUCGAGAAGCUGCUGCUGAAGCCACCCGGGCGGCGCUGCCCAAGAGUGCGCUGAUCCCCCCCUACGACCAUUGCGACGUCAUUGCUGGCCAAGGUACCAUGGCCCUGGAGCUGCUGGAGCAAGUUCCAGGCCUUGAUGCCCUGAUCGUUCCCAUCGGUGGCGGUGGCAUGCUAGCGGGCAUCUGCUUGGCAGCCAAGGGGAUCCGACCCGACAUCAAAGUCAUCGCGGCAGAGCCAGCCAGAGCCGAUGACUGCUAUCAGUCCAUUCGCGAUCAACAGCAUGUUCUGCUCAAAACCUACCCAGAUACGGUUGCGGAUGGCCUGCGCACCAGCAUGGGCAACUUGAACUGGCCCAUCAUUCGGGAUCACGUAGACAAGGUCUUCACGGUGUCGGAACAUGACAUUAUCCAAGGUCAACGCUUGGUGAUGGAACGCAUGAAGGUGGUCAUCGAACCCAGCGCUGGUGUGCCGGUGGCCGUGGCAAUGUCUGAUGAGUUUCGGGCCUUUGCGGAAUCCCACAAGCUGCGCUCGAUGAUGCGUCUGCUGAGCGGCGUACUCCUGGUUGUCGCCGCUGUGGCUGCCACCGAUGGGAACAAGCCCAGGAUCUGGAACGAUGGCGAUGGUAACAUCCACAUCAACAGUUCUCAGACUGGCUCUACUAACUCGCGCGUGUUCAUCAAUGGGGUCGAUGUCGUGCAAGAACUGAUCGAACUGCAACAGAUGUACGAACAGUAUGCCUCCACAUUGCUUCCCCGCGUCGAUUAUACCGGUAAUCUCGGUUGUACCGAUGCCAUGGUGGCUACCAAUGUCACCCACUUGGUGGGCAACAUCGAGCUCGCCAACUGUGGUGGGCUACAGGACCUGCAGGGCCUUCAAUCCCUCGUGAGCGUGUCCGGCAAUGUCCGCAUUCAUAGCCUCGGUGCCUUGGAAAAUGUGGAUGCACUGGGCAGUCUGACCGUCGUGGGUGGCUACGUCUCGAUCAAGCGAUGCCGCAACUUACCUUCUACCCUUCGUGCCGUCGUGAUCGCACUCCGAAAACACACCUCUUGUGCUGGCGACGUGGCCUAUUGUGGCGUAAUUUAG